AGGAGGCGCGCGGGGCGCGGCCGCGUUCAGUCGGGGCGGACGUCGUCGCAGGAAGGUCGUUGAGAGGAGGCGCUCUCAGAAACAAAGGGGGAAGCAAGAAAGCGAGCAGGCAACCAGGCAGGCGAGACGCGAGGAGGGGAACCAGGACCUCGGCUUCCACUUUCGCCUUCCAGCGCGGGGGAGAAAGUGCCGAGCGCGCGCCCUCCUUGGCUUGCUCCUCUCCCCGUUCCGCGAAUCUCGCGCCCGCCGCCGCCAUGAUGGAGGUGCAGAAGGAAGCGCAGCGCAUCAUGACGAUGUCGGUGUGGAAGAUGUACCACUCGCGGAUGCAGCGCGGCGGCCUCCGCCUCCACCGCAGCCUCCAGCUCUCGCUGGUCAUGCGCAGCGCCCGCGACCUCUACCUCUCCGCCAAGCUGGAGGACGACGGCGAGGACGAGGCCAUGCCCGCCGCCCACGCCAACCAGGGGCUCGACGGGGAGCCCUCUCCGCCGACCCCGUUCCCCGCCGCCGCCCAGGAGGAGCCCCCUCCGGAGCCCAUGGACACGCAGCCGGAAGCGGAGGCGGUGGAGCGCCGGGCCGAGAGCGCCCCUCCGUCGUCGCGGACGUGGAGCCGGGCGGGAGCAGCCAAGGCCAGCCGCAAGCGGCGCAGCAGCAGCCUGGGCAAGAUGGGGGCGCUGGAAGCCGGCCUGGCGCCCAGCAAGAAGGCGCGCCUGGCCACGGAAGAAGAAGAGGAGGAGGAGGAGGAGGGGCGGCAGCGGGAGGCGGAGGAGGAGGGCCCCUUCCCCAGCCUGGCCCGCGUGCUGCAGGGACGCUUCUCGGCCCGCGCGCACGCCCCGCCCCUCCCGCUCCCCGAGCCCGCCAAGGACGAGCCCCCGGCCAACUGCUGCCGCCCGCAAGGCGAGGGCGUGCUCAGCAUCAUGGUCCGGGCCGUGGUGGCCUUCUAAGGAGGCGGCGGGCGCGGAGGAGGCAGCCCUCACUCACUCACAGCGGGGCCCACAAGCUGCUCGGAGUGGAGACCGCCCUCGGCGGCAAGCAGGGGAGACCCCCGCCCCCCCCCCUCGGGACCUGGGGCGGAGAGGGACAGGCGGGCGGCGGAAGGCAGGGCGAGGAGGACCAGCGAAGCCUCCUCAGCCCCGCCCCCCCCCCUCAGGCUCUGCCGGGUUGGCGACAUGGCGAGACAAAAGGAGGCCCCCCAGAGACGCGGCUCGGCUGCGCGCCAAGCCAGGGACGGCUUCCGGACACGCCAGGGUCGGAGGAGAGUCAAAGAAACUUCGGGGGAGGACUAGGAGGGGGGAAAGAGGAGGAGGAG
Molecule: messenger RNA, 1306 nt
Organism: Anolis sagrei ordinatus
Lineage: Eukaryota; Metazoa; Chordata; Lepidosauria; Squamata; Anolidae
Gene: IER2
Product: immediate early response 2
Source: RefSeq, a predicted model, not a curated record